This is a messenger RNA of Helianthus annuus (common sunflower), 864 nucleotides long. RefSeq lists its product as uncharacterized. The coding region runs from base 1 to 864 and encodes 287 amino acids. The transcript has a single exon. Lineage: Eukaryota; Viridiplantae; Streptophyta; Magnoliopsida; Asterales; Asteraceae. The record is from RefSeq and is a predicted model, not a curated record.
AUGGGCACGUCAACAGUUCAUGUUGCUGUAUACAUUGACGAUAUAUUAGUAACUGGGAAUAAUUCAGAGGAAAUUGUUGCUCUUAAAGAUCUUUUACAUACUACAUUCCAAAUUAAGGAUCUUGGUAUCCUUAAUUAUUUUCUUGGUAUUGAGGUCUUACAUCAUUCUAAUGGCACUAUCCUAACCCAACGCAAGUUUGCUAUUGAUUUGAUCAAAGACUUUGCAGAUGUUCAUCUUCCUGUUGUUUCUAGUCCUUUACCUCCUCAUUUGCAGCUGAAAACAGCCGAUGGUCCUAUUCUUACUGAUCCCUUUCAAUACAGGCAAUUAGUGGGAAAAUUGAACUAUCUUACUCACACUCACUCCGAUUUAGCCUUUGCUGUGCAGUUUCUUAGUCAAUUUAUGCAAGAUCCACGUCUUUCACAUUGGCAGGCGGCUUUGCAUACUCUUGCUUAUGUGAAAGUUACUGCUUCUCAAGGCUUAUUCUUUAACAAUCUUUCUACUUUUGACUUGAUUGCUUAUUGUGAUUCUGAUUGGGCUUCGUGUCCAAACACACGCAAAUCUGUUAGCGGUUACUUUGUUUCUUUUGGGGGCAGUCCUAUAUCGUGGAAAUCUAAGAAACAACCAACUGAGGCUCUCAGUUCUGCAGAGGCAGAAUAUCGCUCAAUGCGGCGUGUUACUGCUGAGCUUGCUUGGCUCACUCGUUUAUUUCAUGAGUUCAAUGUUUCUGAUAUGACUCCAGUUCCUUUAAAAUGUGACAGCCAAGCCGCUAUAUACACAUUGCUAAAAAUCCAGUCUUUCAUGAGCGUACUAAACACAUUGACUUGGAUUGUUAUUUUGUUCGUGAAAAACUUCAAGAAGGUUUGA